CGGUGCGGGGCAGUGCGCGGAGCGGGGCGCAGAGCCGCAGCCAUGCCGGUGGACCUGGGGCUGUGGAGCGGGCCGCUGAGCCUCACCGAGGUAGAGCAGAAGCCGGCGCACCCGCUGCGGGUCAAGUAUGGCGCCGUGGAGGUGGAUGAACUGGGCAAGGUGCUCACGCCCACGCAGGUCCAGCACCGCCCCACCAGCAUUGAGUGGGAUGGCUGUGAUCCCCAGAAGCUUUACACCCUGGUUCUCACGGACCCGGAUGCACCCAGUAGGAAGGAUCCAAAGUUCAGGGAGUGGCACCACUUCCUGGUGACCAACAUGAAAGGCAAUGACGUGGGGAGCGGGACUGUGCUGUCGGAUUACGUUGGCUCCGGACCUCCCAAAGGAACAGGGCUGCACCGCUACGUGUGGCUGGUGUACGAGCAGCCAAAGCAGCUGACCUGCAACGAGCCCAUCCUCUCUAAUCGCUCUGGUGACAAACGAGGGAAUUUCAAGGUGGCUUCUUUCCGCAGCAAGUAUGGGCUGGGGGUGCCAGUGGCUGGUACUUGCUACCAGGCAGAGUGGGAUAACUAUGUGCCAAAGCUCUAUGAGCAGCUGUCGGGGAAGUAGAGCGAGGAACACGAAGAAGCACCGUGCAGCACCCCUGGAGACCAGGCCGAUUGGAGCACAUUGCUGUAGUUCUGUUUGAUUAGUGAGUUGAACCCAACUGCUCCCGCACUGACCCCUGGAACUGUAACACUGUCGCUGUCCCUGGCCUGAACGCGCUUCCAUGUGGCAUGAUCCAGACCUUGCUGUGCUUCAGCUGACUCCCGUAGGUACAGGUGACCGCUAGCUAGAUGAGCUUCUGACAAGGUGUCUGGAAGGGCCACCUUCUCCAGGCCCACCUGCUUAAGGGAAGCCAAAGCCUUUGUGAAUUAGUGUCACUUCAGAGUGUUUCUGCUGUACUGAAAUGGUAUUAUGUGGCAGUGCUGUGGGUACAGAACCACUUCUGGGUUGGUGCUGGCUGUGUACUCUCCCCUUCCCAGGCGAGGAGAUGGCAGUCUAAGGGAAACACCUCCCCACCCCCCCCUUUUUUUUUCCUCCUAUUUUUUUAUUUUGACCUUUAAGUAUUUGGCCAGCGCCUCCACUUCACUGAAGCGAACCACUAAGGCAGUGAAGGUGUAGCUGGUAGGAGGAGGCAGGGCAGCUGGUUGGUAGCACUACUUUCUGUUCUCUGUUGCCACUCAAAGCUGAGAGACCACUUUGUUUUGUUCAAGUCCUGUUGUGACCCGAUGUUAACGUGCUGGUUGCUCACAGUGCAAUUAAAAAACUUACCAAGGUG
Messenger RNA from Falco peregrinus (peregrine falcon), 1318 nucleotides. It is a transcript of the gene PEBP1, whose product is annotated as phosphatidylethanolamine binding protein 1. The transcript has 4 exons. The record is from RefSeq and is a predicted model, not a curated record. Bases 43 to 606 code for a protein of 187 amino acids. Gene Ontology annotation, biological process: negative regulation of MAPK cascade. Lineage: Eukaryota; Metazoa; Chordata; Aves; Falconiformes; Falconidae.